CCCGCCCCUGCCCAGCCCGCCUCACAGCGACGGCCCCGGUGCCCGUAUCCGAUAUGGCGAAGCGGCGGUUAUUUUCCAGUGUCAGGUGGUGAGAGGUGAAAGGCGGCGGCAGCGGCUCGAGGAAGAUGGCAGAAAGCGAAUGGCAGCCAGGUAAGGAAGAGAGCCACCCAGCCUCAGCCCCACCUUGGAGAGUGGCCUACCUUUCAGGGUUGUUGUAACUCCUUUCCGUGUCACGGGGACUUGCUCGCGAGGAGGGUUGCUGUGGGGCUACUCAGGACCGGCUCACCCAUGAGGCAAGGUGAGGCGACAGAAUGCACCAGAGCAGCAGAUCCCCAUGUCGAUCUUUCUCUCUCCCCCCCUUGUUUCUUCUCUUGCCCCUUCCCUGGUGACAUUUUGGGGUCUGACUCAGGUGGCAAAAUAUUGGGGCUACUCAGGGUAAGCCGAAUUGUUGUUGUUGUUGUUCUCAGGGUGAGCCUGAGCUGCUGCUGCUACAUUCUAUCCACGAUAAGUGGGUGUUGGCACCCCAUAACUGGAACCAAGCCUUGAGCUCCCCUAACACCACUGCUUCCAGGGUAUGUCCCCAAAGCGAGAGAAUGGGCAUUAAAAUGGCAAGUGCAGAUACAGUAUACGUAGUGUUGCAUGGCGGGGCAAAAUGCCGUAAAUAAACCCUAAUGUCACACAUGCUGCGUAAUGAGGUUUGUCCAGGAAAGAGAUCUCAAAGAUGUAGCGAGGAGCUCAGUGGUGAUGUGGACCCAGGGGUGGGGCACCUGUGAAUAGCUGGGGGGUGGGGUGGGGCGAAGGGUAAAUUCCAUGCUCAGGAUUGUUAGAAAAGGUGCUGAAAAUAAAACCGCCAAGAUCAUGAUGCCAUUAUGUAAAUGUAAUGCAUCGCCACAUUUGGGAUGCUAUGCACAGUUCUGCUCACUUCACCUAAAGAAAUGAAAUUGUGGAGCUGGAAAAGAUUCGGAAAAGGGCCAGUGAAAUUAUCCAGGGGGUGAGGAAAGGUUGCAAUGUUUGGGACUUUUAGGGAAAAGGUGAGGAAGAGGCAACUUGACAGAAGUUUAUAAAAUGAGGAACGGCAUGGAGAAAGUGAAGAGAGAAAAGUUUUCUCCCCUUCUCUGAACAUUAGAACUCAUGGGCAUACAGUGCAGCUAAAUGUUGGAAGAUUUAGGACAGAAUUUAAAAAGUCCUUCACACAGCACAUAGUUAGAAACCCUUCCUGUGGUUUCUUUCAAAUAGUACUGUGAAGCAUUACUGUCUCCAAGCAUGUCUUGCCAAAUGUGGAGGCAGAACUAGCCAUUGAUAGCCUUCUCCACCAUGAAUGUGUCCAAUCUUUUUUUAAAGCCACCCAAGUUGGUUGUCAUCAUUGGCUCUUGUGGGAGAGAGUUCCAUAGAUUAGCAAUGUGCUGCAUUUAGAAGUGCUUCCUUUUAUCUGUCCUGAAUCUUCCAGUAUUCAGCUUCAUGGGGUGUCCAUGCAGUCUAGUGCUGUAAGAGAAUGAGAAAAAACUUUUCUCUAUCCACUUUCUUCAUGCCAUGUAUAAUUUCAUUGAGUGCUUCUGCCUGGCUGGGAUGGGUCCCUUGAACUCUGAUAAUGGCCCUUGCUUGCCCGAAUGGAUGGAAGAGAGAGAUACAUGUGCAGAAACUAAUCACUUAUAUGACAGUAGAAUUUACAUUUGUUGCCCUACCCACUUUGGCCUGCGGCUCCACCCACCACUGGCAGGCAGACCCUGGGAGGUUGUCCAGACGGGAAUGCAAUCCUCAAGUUGAAAAGGGUUCCCUAGUUUUUCCCCCUAAACUUCAGGGUUGUUGUAAAGUUACUUGGAAGAAAGCGGGAUGUAGAUAUGGGCAACGAUACUCCACUGGUAACCAACUGCAGAUUUUCAUUUAGCAAUGUUGGGUUUAGAGUAUCAGGGACCAGGUCCCGCCCUACAGCCAGGAAGGUCAUCAGGUGACCUUGGGCCAGCAUAUCUCUCCCUUAGACCACAGAGGGCUUUCAUGUGGCUAAAACGCAGAGAAGGCGAGAAUGUGUCUGGUGGUAUAAGAUAAGAUCCACGCGCCGGAUGCGAUUAUUUUUGGCAGUGAAAGAUACAGACUGAAUGGCUUUGAUGCUUUGACACUCUGCAACCUUACUGGGAGAAAACUUAAGACACUGGCUGUCGCCUUUGUGGUUGGGGACCGAAAUCCUCUCUCUGUUCCCUGCACAUCUCGCCUCCCCCCUCCCCCCCUCCGUUGCUUUUCUGUUCCACUUCUCCUUUCCACGAUUCUUGGCUCCCUUGCGGCAAUGUGACUACAUUCACCUUGUUUUGCUGGAACAGGAAUGUAGAGCAGAGCCAUUCAUCCUUGAGAGCCCUCAACUUUAGAAAGGGAGCCUCCCUCUGUGCAGGAGCGGGAGGGGAUCAGGGCACUUUUGACAAGGCGCUGGGUGAGGGGAGUGCUUACCUGCUUCCUGGCUAAUGAGGAAAAAUGAACCAAACCAUCUACCUAGUCUGCUGGUGGUGGGCAGGAGGCUGAGUUCCUGCUGACUUUGCAGUUUGAUAAUCUGCAUUCUCCCCCCCCCACCCCCUUCCUGGCACUCAUCCAAAGGCCUCCAGGGACUUUAGAGUGCUUUGCAAGCUCUAAACCUCCUUUGAAAGCCAUCCGUGCCAGGGGUUUCUCUCUGGGCUGCAAGUUUGCUCCACUUUUAAGGCCAAAGUGAUUUGUGGAGACAGCUAUCUGAAAAGCAAGGGCGUCCUGUUUGCAUUUAGGCCCCUCUCCUGAGAGCGGUUGCGUUAAAUUUUACUUGCAUGUGCUAAUUUAUAGAAUCAUGGAACUGCGGAGUUGAAAGGGACCCCAUGGGCCUCUGCGAAGCAGGAAUCACAGCUAAAGAAUCCCUGACAGAUGGCCUCCCAACCUCCAAUUAAGGAGACUCAUUUCUUGCAAUUUGAAUCCACUGGUUUGGAUCCUGCUCUCUGGAGCAGCAGAAAACAAGCUAGCUCUGUCUUCCAAAUGACAGCCCUUCAGAUAUUUGAAAAUGACUAUCAGGGAACAGUGGAACAGACUUCCUUGGAAGCUGAUGGACUCUCCUUUACUGGAGAUUUUAAAACAGGUUGGCUCGCCACAUGUCAGGGAUUCUUUAGCUGUGAUUCCUGAAUUGCAGGGGAUUGGAUUAGAUGACCUUUGGGGGAUCCCUUCCAAUUCUCUGUUUCUGUGAUGCUGUAAGGUCAUCUAAGUUGGUAAGGUCAUCUUUGCCUCUACUGUGGGGGUGAGUUUCACAGCUGAACACUACUGAGUGAAGUACUCUCCUUUAUCUGUCCUGAAUAUUGGAUUUUAAUCAUGUUCCACAUAGGGAGUCAAUACGAAAGGUAAGUGGAUUUUAAUAAUGGCCUGAAAAUAUUUUCUUUAGAAAGGAACUCACAGUUGAGAACAUAGCAACAUCUUCACAGUCCAAAUGGUUUGAAUUCUUUCUCCUUCCAGAAUCCCCCGAGGAGGCAGCACUGCCUCCUCCCCACCGAAAUUUCAUGAUCCCCAAGAAGGAAAUCAACAUGGUUCCCGACAUGGGGAAGUGGAAACGCUCACAGGUACAGAAUGUUUGGUAUAUUUCUGGGGAGGUACCAUUGGCAUGUGGGUUGAGCAGGAAAUAGUUCCUGCUGAGGGGUCACUUUGGUAUCUCGGCUGUACCACCUGAGACUGAAGUUGGGAGGGGUCUCCUGUGUUAAAUCAGGGGAGGGGAACCUCUGGUCCUCUGCAUGUUGCUGAACUGCAACUCCUAUCGUCCUUGGACAGUUGGCCAUCCUUGCUGGGGCUGAUAGGAUUUGGAAUCCAACAAAAUUCAGAGGGCCACAGAUUCACCCCCCCUCUGGGUUAAAUGACACUCCAUGCUUUCUCUGCACAUAGAAAGCUAACCUGUCUGGGAGAAUGGUCCCACUUAGUCUGUGGCAGGGAGCUAAAAAAGCCAGCUUUCUACUUUCAAUCCUUUGCUGCUGCAGAAGACUGCUGUCUGUCAGCACAGAGUUGCUGGGAGGUUGGAGAAGAGUGGCAAAAUCUCAUUUUCCAACAUCCUUCAAUAUUGUGGCAGUGGAAUACUUUUAACUGACAGCAGCCUGACCCAAUCAAUCUCUGUCACAUUCCUAUCAAUUUUGUAUUCCAUAAGAACAUAAAGAAGAGUCCUGAUGGAUCAAGCCAAAGACCCAUUUAGUCUUGCAUCCAUUAAAUGUUGUUGUUGCUUAUUAAUCGCCUCCUAUGUAUGUCCCAAGGUGAUGUACAAAAUAUAACAAAAAUAUAAUUUAAAAACCACAGUUCUCACAGUGGCCAGUCAAAUGCUUCUGGGAAGCCCACAAACAGGACCCAAGUGCAACAGCAACACUCUCCCUGGUAUUCAGAGGCAUCUUGGCAGUGAAGGAAGAACAUAAUGGCCAUUGAUUUGUUAAAACUCCUGUUAUAAGAACUUAAGAAGAGCCUGGUUAUUGGAUCAGGCCAGAAGGCACCCAUGACAGUGGCCAUCAUCCCUGACUGUUGGCUCUUCUCACUAGGGAUGAUGGGAAUUUAGUCCAACAACACCUGGGAAAGUUGAGAAAGGCUGAUUCAGGGGGAAACUGCCUCUGACAUUGGAGGUUUAAUGUAAGAACCUAAGCAGGGCUCUUUUGGAUCAGGUCAGUGGCCCAUACAGUCCAGCAGCCUGUUUCCAUAGUGGCUGACCAGAUGCCCAUUAUGGGACGUCUGAAAGCAGGACCUCAACACAACAGCAACUUUCCUCACUUGUGAUUCCCAGCAACUGGCAUUCACAGGCACCCUGCUUCUAACAGUUAGCCAUUACAGCUAAUUCAAUGUGAUGAUUCUUAAAAUUUGCAGUUGUUUCAUGCCAAAUGCUUGUACCUCAUUUACUCAGUGCUGAUUCUGCUGGCCAUCUUGACUGCACUGGUGGAAAAGUGGGCAAUCAGUCUUAAGAAACGUGCCUUCUCCCUGGCACGCUUAUUCCCCAUGGAUCUCUCUCUCCCCAGGGCGGGAUAAGCAACAUUGCUGGAUUUUUCAUGGAAUGUUGUCUGGCUAAUGCUCCAUUCUUGCUUUCCCUCUCUUUGAUAUUAUUAUUAUUAUUAUUAUUAUUAUUAUUAUUAUUAUUAAAAUAGGCUUAUGCAGACUACACAGGCUUCAUUCUCAAGCUGAAUGAAAGCAUCAAGGGCAAGAAGCUGACUUGUGAAUACAAAGUCUCUGAGGUAAGGCAAAGUGUGAGGGCUCCAUGCUCUUCUCUUUUCCAGUCCAGGCUAGCACUUUUCCACCAAGCUUUUGAAUGGGCUAAUUUUUAUUUAUUUUUUGGCUGCUGUUGCUGAAUUUGUAUUUUAUCCAAUUCUAUUUUUUAGUUCUGAGUUUGAUUUUGGGGUUGCUUCAUUUAUAUAUUCUUUCCCAAGGCCAAAAAGUCUCCAAGCAUCUGGUGCAUCUAGCUCAGAACUGUCUACACUGCCUGGAAGAGGCUUCCCCAAGAUUUCAGGGAGGGGAUAUUCCCAGCCCUACCUGGAGAUGCCAGUGAGGAUUGAACUGAUGACCUUUUGUGUGCAAAGCAGAUGUUCUGCUGCUGAGCAAUGGCCCCUUCCCCUGAGAAAUAAAGCAAAAUUUUAGUCCUCAUGGUUCUGAAUAAUGGCCUCGGUUAAAGCUUUCUUAUACUGAGUAAGACCAUUGGUCCAAAUAGUUCAGUGUUAUCUACGCUGAUUGGCAGCAGCUUUCCAGGGGUUGCAGGCAGGGGGACAUUCCCAGCCGUACCUGGAGCUGGCGUCAAGGAUUGAACCUGCAACCUUCUGCGUGCAAAAAAGAAAUUGUGCUGCUGGAAUCAGCCUUGUACUGAGUCAGAGCGAUGGUUGUCUGUAUCAGUACUGUCAACACUGGCUGGCAGUGGCUCUCCAGGGUUUCAGGCAGGAGUUUCUCCUAGUCCUACCUGGAGAUACCAUUGAGGAAUGAACCUGGGACCUUUUGCAUGCAAGGCAUGAGCUUUAAGACUUAGAUGUGCCUCCUUCCCUAAAAAUAGAGAGUCUAGUCCUCAUAGUUCUAAAUAAAAGGCUGGAUUAAACAAACACAGGAAGAUGUUUUAACCUGAGUCGGACCACUUGUCCAUCUAGUUCAGGCAGAAGAAAUGAUGGCUCUUGGCUUGGAGAUAGCAUGAUGCUGUCAAUUUCCCCCAUUACUCUCUCCUCCUGCUGCUCCUGCAAUGCUUCAAGGGCUAGAAAAGCUGCUGGACUUGGCACUUCCCCACGGCCUUCUGACACAGCAAAGGAUCAAAUUCAGCCUUGGGAGACUAGAGGAUUUCUCACGCACGAGGCCUCCGGCAAAGUCAGAGGAGUUGCUCCUGCUGUUUUUGUCCUUUGUCUACUCUUAAAGGAGGAAUUCCUUCCCAGAGUAUGUGCUGCCCUUUGGAGCGGCAGCAUUGCAAGCCCCUACCCCCCAUCAUUCAGGAACAGAAAAUCCCCCACAUCCCAAAUGAACAUUUUUAAAAAGUAUAUACAAGAGGAUCUGCAGGGCAUCUUCUCUUCCUGAAAAGAGUUGGUUCCUAUUCACAGCACUAGCUAGCCCACCCCACUUAUUGGAACUCCAUUCUGUACACUCUUCUGAGUUUCAUUUUUUUUUGUUUUGAAAAGAAUGCUCAGCCCUCAUUGUGCUAAUCUUUGUGGGAUGUAUGGGGGAAAGGGUUGCCUCGUUAGUUGUCCUUUUUUAUUAAUAAAUAAUAAUAAUGGUGUAGUUGUUGGAGUUAUAUAGACCAGGACCUGGGAGAGACCAGGGUUCAAAUACUCCCACCUGGUCUUGAAGCUCACUGGCUUUGACCUUGAGCCAGUCACUGCCUUUCUCAGCCUAACCUACCUCACAGGGGUGUUGUGAGGAUUAAUUGAGGAAGGAGGGAACCAUGUGUGCCACCUUGAACUUCUUGAUAGAAAAAAAGGUGGGAUAUACAGUGGUACCUUGGUUUUCGAAUGUGAUCCGUUCCGGAAGACGGUUCAAGUUCCGAAACGUUCGAAAACCGAAAACUCAAUAGCUGACAGCUAGGCCUCCGCAUCUUGCACUCAGCGGAAGCCACAUGGCAUGUUCAACUUCCAAGAUGUGUUCGAAAACUGAAGCAUUUACUUCUGGGUUUAUGGCGUCCGAAAACCAAAACGUCCGACUUUUGAAACGUUUGAAAACUGAGGUACCACUGUAAAUGCAAUAGAUGAAAUAAAUAAAUAAGAAAUAGUAAGUUCUGCCAAUGAUCAGCUUGGGACGUGUGCUGAUGUUUUGAAACAUUUGGUCUCUGGUGAGCAGGAUGUGUGAUGUGUUUGUGUCUGCCUUCUGCCUAAGUAGACUCCUCUCCCUUCUCUUGUCAGCCAAUUGAAAAGCUGAUUGAUCUCCUGAACACGCUUGACAGGUGGAUUGACGAGACCCCACCAGUGGACCAGCCAUCUCGCUUUGGGAACAAGGCUUUUCGGACGUGGUACACCAAACUGGACCAGGUAAAGCAGUAAGUGUGUGUCUGUGUCUGUUUCUGUGGUAGUGAAUGGAGUUGCCCAAUUCUCUUCUAGCUUCAUUUUCAUAGAAUUGUAGAGUUGGAUUGUGGAGUGUCAUAUCAUUGUAGUGUGUCCUAUGAUUCAGGUAUUGCCUUAAAGCCAUUUGCUUUUGCUUGGUUUCCUCUGCACACGUUCCUGCUUGUCAACAAUCUUUUUAAACUGUGGUGCCCAGAACUGGACGCAGUAUUCCAGGUGUGAUCUAACCAAGGCAGAAUAGAGUGGUACUAUGGCUUUGCUUGAUCUGGAUUUUGUUCAUGGCCAAAGGAAAUCUUUUUAUUUGGCUCUUGCAUUGAAGAGGAAAGGGUUCUACCUUUGGCAUAGUUUGACUUGCUUAUUUUCCUGUGUACAUAAAAGCACCCAGAUACGCCUGUUCUCUUCUUCACCACCACCUGGUAGUCUGAUUUGGUACUUCCUAACAAGAGCUGUACCACGUUGGCUCUGUUUUUUAAUUUUUGUGUCAUAUAAUUUAUACAGUGGUACCUCGGGUUACAUAUGCUUCAGGUUACAUACGCUUCAGGUUACAGACUCUGCUAACCCCAAAAUAGUACCUCGGGUUAAGAACUUUGCUUCAGGAUGAGAACAGAAAUCGUGCUCCGGCAGCACAGCGGCAGCAGGAGGCCCCAUUAGCUAAAGUGGUGCUUCAGGUUAAGAACAGUUUCAGAUUAAGAACGGACCUCCGGAACGAAUUAAGUACUUAACCCGAGGUAUCACUGUACACCACUUAAUUUUUUUUAAACCCCCAAAGCUGUUUACAACAAGAAUAAAACAAUAAAAUUAUUAGUAAAAACAACUCUUAAAACAUAAAAAAAAUAAAAGCAGCAAUAAGCUUGAAACCAAUCCAAACACAAACUUGUGUUAUACAUGUCUAGGUUAGGCUUGUCUAAGUACAAAUGUUUUUUGCGGGUGCCAAAAGCAUUCAGUGAAGGUGCUUACCUGGUGUCAAUAGGCAGGGAGCUCCAAAAUGUGGGCACUGCCACACUAAAAUGUCUUGCAAAUUGGCUCUGAGAUGCAUGGUGAAUUAUUAUCAAGGGAUAGCAGCCUCUUUUCAGCAAACACAAUAAAAAAUAUUUUGGCGCCUUUAAAAAAGGAAAAGAAAAGAGACUAGCAGAUUUUUUAACUCAUAAACUUCUCCCCCUUUUUGAUUAAACCCUCCUAGUGGUGAAAUCUCCCUAAUUACAUUAAAGGAGGAGCUGAAAGCUAUAAGAAAAAGGGGGUGGGGAGAGAGAAGGGCAGUGAUCUGACGCUUCUCAAAGUUUGAGUGUGGGAAUAGCACCUGACCAACCUAACACCCUGGCUGUUUGUUCUUUUAGGGGGCUGAGAACCUGGUGGCCACUGUGGUUCCGAGUGAGCUGUCAGACGCCAUCUCCGAAGUGGCAGUGUACCUGAAGGAGUCAGUGGGCAACUCUACUCGUAUUGACUAUGGGACAGGUAUCUGUCAGGGGAUGAGCAGACUGACCUGGAAGCUUUUCCCCACCCUCCCUGCUUCAGUAAAGGGGCCUGGACCAUCCCAGGUGGCCUGCUGGAUGUCCUGGAAGCUGCUCUGCUGAUGCCUCUGGGAAACCUGCAAGGUGGACAGGCUGUUCCCUGGCAACCAGUAUUCAGCAGCAAAAUGCCUCUGAUUAUAGAGACACCCAUCUAGCCAUCAGGGCUGAUUACUGUUGUGGGGUGGUCAGCACCCAUCUUUUAUAGCAUCCUGCUCCUAAAGGGAUUUCUCUCUAUUCCCAGCAAGACUCAGAGAUUGGAGAGGGAGCAGUAAUGGGCUCUUUGGGCUCUUUCUGCUCAGACGUGGUGUUACAAAAUCUGUUUUGCUUUCAAAAUAGCACCUUCUUCUGCAGGAGGAGGCUUUCUUAGAUUUGCUUGACUGCUAAUGUGUAAUAAAAGCAACGAACAUUAAAAUGACUGCUGAUCUUCAAAAUGCCCACGAGCUGGGCAAGCAGAUUUGGUGUGCCAGUUAAAUGUUUAAAAAACCCCACCUCCAGGCACGUCUGUUGUCUAGUCGGUUGCAAAACUGCUGUUGGUCACGAGGUGGUGCUAUUGUAUUGCUGUUAAAAGUGAAGAUUGUUCAAUGGCGGUUCUCACUUUGUAUGGCAAGCCUGCUGUUUUUCCUUUUGAGGUUGAUAGUUAUAAAGGUUGUUGAUUUCUUUCCUCCUCUUUUUUAUUGAAUUUUAUUGAAAAUUUUCAGUGGACAAAAUAGGUGAAAGAAAUGAAACAAAAACAAAAAGGUGCUUGAAACUGUAAUACAAUACGAUACAUAAGUAUAUAAGUAAUGUUAUUAUUCCAAUGAGUAUACAAUUAUUAACAAGUCAUUAUAAUUUUUAUAAAUGCAUUCCAAAUAUCGUUAUAUUUAUCCACACACAACCUGCAUCUUAAAAGUAGUCCAUUCAUAUAUUGCAAGAGUUGUCAUAUCUUCUAUCCAUUGAUCAAAGGGGGCCAUAGUAUUAGCUUUCCAGUGUCCACGCUGACCAGUUGUCAAACCCCAUAUCAUUGGUAUGUGGUGUAGGAUAAUAUUUUAAUCUGACAAUUUUAAUUUCCACCCCCUCCUCCAAAUAGAAUUUAUACAGCCUAAUACUUACCUCCAAGGGAUGCGGGUGGCGCUGUGGGUUAAACCACAGAGCCUAGGACUUGCCGAUCAGAAGGUCGGCGGUUCGAAUCCCCGUGACGGGGUGAGCUCCCGUUGCUCGGUCCCUGCUCCUGCCAACCUAGCAGUUUGAAAGCACGUCAAAGUGCAAGUAGAUAAAUAGGUACCACUCUGGCGGGAAGGUAAACGGCGUUUCCGUGCACUGCUCUGGUUCUCCAGAAGCGGCUUAGUCAUGCUGGUCACAUGACCCGGAAGCUGUAUGCCAGCUCCCUCGGCCAGUAAAGCGAGAUGAGCGCCGCAACCCCAGAGUCGGCCAUGACUGGACCUAGUGGUCAGGGUCCCUUUACCUUUACCUUAAUACUUAUCUCCAAAAAAUCGUAGGUGGAUAAACCAUGCAUUCCUUUUUAUAAACAAUAUCACUUGUUGUGCUCUAAUUGCCAACAUUGUUGUUAAAAUCUUUAUAUAAACGUUAAACUAAUGAAAUUGGGUGGUAAUGAGCACAUUGAGUGUGGUCUUUGUCUGGUUUUGGUAUAACAGCAAUAUUUGCUUGAUUAAACAUCGUUGACAGAAUUCCCCUAUCAAAUAUCUCGUCAUAUAAUUGGCAAAGUUUUGGUGCUGAAAGAUCUACAUAUAUUUUAUAUUGCUGAAUAGGAAAUCCAUCUAAGUGUUUUACCACUAGCCAACUAUAAAAUUGUUUUCUUGAUUUCUAUUUCAGAUUUUGGGUUUAUUAAUAGUUGUUUCUGUAUAUCAUUUAGAUAUGGUAUUUUUUUAAAAAAAACCUGUAUCUUCAUUCACUAUUUUCUUUUGAUUGUUAUAUAAUUCUGAAUAUAUAUAUAUUUAAUAAUUGAUUAUUAAUAGUGAUUGAAUUUUUAUAUACUUAUUGAAUUGAAUUUUUAUAUAAUUUUUCUUUUGACUUUUUCUAUUUUUGGAUAUAUAAUGUAGUUCCUAAAAACUCCAACAAGUUCAGAAAUCCUGCAAAUACUAAGCUGAUCCAUUAAAUUCAGUUCUGUUAGACAGAGUAUGCACAUAGUUCCCAGAUUGGGAAUAAGCCUCAAUUCUGUCAACAGAAAGAAUUUUUUUAAAGUGCUUGCGUGAAUGAAACAAAACCUUAUAGAUAGCAUUUUAUUUUUUUUAAAAAACAAGUUGCAAAAAAGAAAGUAAAUAAAAUGAAGAACCGCACCACAAAUAGUAAUGAAAAAAAGAAAAGAAGAAGAAAAAACAAACAAAAAUGCAAGAGAAAAAGCAAAAAAAUUGACCUGCUUGACUCAAGUUUGUGACAUCCCUUUAUUCUUAACAAUGAAAUUACAGGUCACUCUUGAGAAGAUAAUAAUAUUAAUAAAAAGAAGAAAGGGGGGGAGCCAUCUUAAAAUAUUUUACAGAAUAGAAAGGAAAAAUGCCUAAGCACUUAAUUCAUGACAAAAUAUGCUUCAGUAUAUGCUUUCCUGCUUCCUACAUUUCUGCCCUUGGCGAUUGAAAGGGCCUAGCAGGCUGUUUACCUAGAUCCAGGCCUCACUUGCCCCAUACGUGACAUCAUGUGUGUGGCAGGUGGGCUGGAGAAAGCAGGACUGAGCUUUCCUGUGCAUUAGCUGACAUGCACAGGAUUCAGUCUUGCUUGGGGAGCUUCUCUCCACCUCCCCAUCAUCAAGUGCCAACUUUACCAGGUUAGGCAGGACAACCUGCCAUCAUUAUUGUGCCAGAUGAUUGACUGGUGGGUGAGAUAAAGAUUUGGCCUCCCAGGACAAAAACGUCCCCAUCUUAAACAAUGUUGCUUAUAUGCUUGUACUCAUCCUGUGUUUCCCAGCUCUCCAGAUUAAGAUUGGAAGCUCCUUCAGGCAUAGAAUUGUCUCUCCCCCACCUUAGUGUGUGUGAAACUUGGUGUAGCCCCACAUUCAUAGGUGUCUCUCUGCAUAAAUGGUUGAGAAGUGCUGCCUCCUUCACUACAGAUCCUCUCAGUUGCUGAAGUCGGCAGAGGGGGCUGUCAGGGAGGGGCUUCUCUGUGGUGGUCCCUAAGCUGCAGCACUCGUUCCCUACAGAGGUAUGCCUAGCAUCUUCAUUGCACAGCUUGCAGCAAAUGCUGAAGACACACCACUUUAUCCUGGUCUUUUGAUACUUGAGGUGUAUUUUUUUAGGACCCACCUUAUUUCUGUGAUUGUAAAUUGUUUUAAACUGUUUUUUAAUAUUGUGUUUUAAUGCUGUCAUCCACUCUGGGACUUUAGGGUGAAGGGUGGGCAAUAAAUAAAUAAAGGUAGCCAUGUUAACAUGUAGCCCUCCAAAGCAUCAUGCAAGUGCAGAGUGUUUUCGUCCUGAAAAUUGUUCCCCUUCCUGUCCUUUCAUCUCAGGUCAUGAAGCAGCGUUUGCUGCCUUCCUCUGCUGCCUUUGCAAAAUUGGAGUUCUCCGGGUGGAUGACCAGCUGGCCAUUGUCUUCAAAGUGUUCAACAGGUGAAGCUGGUGUGUGUGUGUGUGUGUGUGUGUGAAAGAGAGAGAGAGAGAGAGAGAGAGAGAGAGAGAGAGAGAAAGGGCUAAAAAUCGACCCUGUGGUAUCUGAAAGUGGGUUUUUAAUAAUGGCUCAGCCCAGCAGAGGACGAAGCCUCUGCUACAGUCUUGCAUGAGAGGGAUGGGGGGAGGGGAGAGAAGAAUAAGUAAUCACUCUCACCACCUUAUGGUCAAGAGAGCAGUGAGAGGCUCAAAGGCUUUGUAGGCAAGGCCUCAUGAGAGCACCUUAGAGAGGCUUCCCUGGGGACUAGUCAUUUAUUUAAUAGAAUUUAACAAUCCCCCUCUUCCUCCAGGUAUUUGGAAGUCAUGCGGAAGCUGCAGAAGACCUAUAGAAUGGAACCGGCUGGGAGCCAAGGAGUCUGGGGCUUGGAUGACUUCCAGUUCCUUCCCUUCAUAUGGGGCAGCUCACAACUGAUAGGUAACCAGGGAAAGCUUCCCCACUGCCAACUCCAUCAGCUCCCCAACCAGGGCUUAUUCCAUUAAAAAAGAAAAAGAAAAAAAUAAUUUUUCAAUCAGGCACCCUAAGGCAAAUUGCACCCUCCUUUUCCACAUUUCCUCCAUUGCCUUGCAUGGGAAGUAAUGGUCAAAAUGAUCUCUCCGUUACCUUGCAUGGGGGUCCUCAAACUGUCUGGUGGGAGAAGCAGCUGCCCCCUCGCCCUUUGCCAGGGACCCUUAGAAUGCUAGCCUGUUGAUACAUCUUCUCUUCUGUGAAAUUUGUUCCAUUGUGGCGAAGGGGUUGAGGGAUGGGCCUAAUUUUCCCCUUUCCUUUGCUAUUUGUAACUCUGAUCAAAGCUCACAGUACAGCCAACCUCAAAUAUUACCCGUGCUCCCUGUUAACGAGUGAUCAAAAGUGCCCAUUUUGUUGCUGGUUAAGAGAGGACCCUGCUUCUGUUGCGUAAGAAGUGAUGAUGGGCUUUUACCUAGAACAAUUCUCUAACCCCCAAUUUGCCACACUAAGCUGGGGGGAUGUGUGGUCCCGAUAAGCCUUCGGCAUCUAAAUGGAAACUGUCCUGAAACAUAAUGCUUCCUUCUCAGAUCACCCAAACCUGGAACCUCGACAUUUUGUGGAUGAGAAAGUGGUGAAUGAAAAUCAUAAAGACUUCAUGUUUCUUGAGUGCAUCCUAUUCAUUACAGAGGUGAGACUGAGUCCCACCCCCAAUCUUUGCUACUGAAUCAUUUUAUGAGAUUUUUCAAAGAUGCAUGCUUUUGUAGAUUCCUGCAUUGGGGGGGGGGGGUUGAACUCAAUAACCCUUGGGGAUUCCUUCCAACUGUGCAGUUUUAUGAUUCUAUGCCAGAUCAUAUCUGGGCUCCUUCCCUCCACUUCCUAACCCUCCUAUCUGCGCUUUGUGAGAUCUCCUUUCCAACAUUCUUAUGGGCAAGGUUCCAACAGUAUCAACCUCAAAGCACAUUAGCAAAAGAGAGAACCCCAAAGACAGAGAACUCAGGAAGCUGAGAGAGAGAGGAAGGUAGAAGCAAAGGAUAGGAAUGUACCCCUGCCAAUAGCAUGAGCUUCUUCAACAUCUUGGCCACUGUAAGAACAGAAUCCUGGACUAGAUGGGUCUUUGGCCUGAUCCCUUAUGCUUCCUGGCACCUGGUGGGUACCUAGUUCUUUAAGGCGUCUGAAAGGAAUUGAAACUGCUGACAUGCUAAUGUUAUGGUACAAAUUACAGUGCAACAGUAUUUGGAAUAAUGUGUAGAGUUCUGGCCAUCAGCCUCAAAACGGAUGUUGUAGAGUUAGAAAAGAUUAAGAAAACAGCAAGCAGAAUGAUCAAGGGGUGUGUGUGGAGUGACUCACCUAUGAAGAAAGAUGGCAGACUUUUUAGAGAAUGUGUAUAGAAAAGCCACAUUUAAAUGGGGGGAGGACCAUAAUUCAUUGGUAGAGUACCUGCUUUGUGAGCAAAAGGUUCCAGGCUGAAUCCCCAGUGGCAUCUCCAGGUAGAGCUGGGAAUGUCCCCUGCCUGAAGCCCUGGAGCGCUGCUGUCAAUUGGUGCAGGCACUACUGAACUGGAUGGGCUAAUGGGCUGAUUCAGUAUUCUUCCUUAAUUCAGUCCUUUAUUCAGAACCAUAAGGACUAGAAUCUUACUUUAUUUUUUGGGGGGAGUAGUGCCGUGGCUCAGUGGUAAAGCUUCUACCUGCUUUGCAGGUAGAAAGCCCGAGGUUGAUUCUCCAAUGACAUCUCCGAGUAGGGCUGUUUCCUGCUGAAACCCUGGAGAGCCUCUGCCAGCCAGUGUAGACAGUACUGAGCUAGGUGGACCAGUGGCCCAACCCAGUAUAGAGCAGCUAUAGGUGGACCAGUGGCCCAACUCAGUAUAGAGCAACUUUCUGUGUAAAGCCUUGCCCUAGCAGUUUGCAGAGGGCUUCAUGGUCCUCAUUCCAUAGUGUCUUGUGUACGGAUGGUGGUCAUUCCUGUUUAAUUUUUAAAAACAAAGUUAUUAGGGAAGGGAAGGAAAGAAAUGAUGUUGCAUGACUUGCCUAGGGCCACCGAGCAGGGUGGCUCUUUUCCAGCUGGGCCUGAGUCCAACCUGCCUUUUUUUGUUGAUCAUGCUGGCUUUUCUUGAGCUUAAGACCCACCUGAUAUUUGCAAACCCUGCUCUUAGGGAUGCAAUGGAAUGUGCUCCCUCUUCCCUCUCCUCCUUGCUACUUUGGAGAGCAUUCACAAUGUUCUCAGCUUGGGUGCUCUCCCAAAAGAAACAUCCUUUUAACAAAGGGUUAUCUUUCUCCUUGGUGGGCAUUUCCCUUUUGCCUUUUCCUCUGCUAGGCCACUAGAUGCCGCCAGAGUACUAUCUUUGGUGUCUGCCAGCAUUGAGAGCCCUCUAUCGGCAUCUAGUGGAUGAGCAUGAUCAUUGCAACACCAACAAAAUAAUAUGGAAGGAAUUUUAUUUACGUGUUCUACUCAGGGAGAGGAAACAACCCUCUAGUUUCUGCUUCCAAACUUCAUUGCUCAAUAAGCACGCUCGGCUGAUUGGUUGAGCCCCCUCAAGUUACAGCUGUCAUACCAAAGCAAUCAUUUGGGAGGAAAUAUGACUAUUGCCCCAAUCUCUUGUUUCCCUAAACAGGGCACUGUUCUGAUGUCAGCUACUUGCCAUGAGUUUGGACCUAGACAUCCUGGUGGUGCUGUCUGGGUAUUGCUGGACUUGUAACUCCAAACAUCCAUGGCCAUUGGCCAUGCUGGCUGGCGGUAGGGGUGGUAGGAGCACUGGCGAGAGAAGCGCUGCCAGCCUGGGGAAGGCUGGGUUGGUUGUUGGAUUUUUUAUUUUUAUUUUUCGAAACUUCCCCCAUGCCUCUAGGUGUCUUCAAAUGCUAGAACAGCACCCCUUUCAAAUCACACCCCUCGUUCCCCUGGGGUUGGGGAACAUAAGAAGAGCCUGAUGGAUCAGGCUAGUGGCCCACCUAGUCCGGCAUCCUGCUUUCACAGUGGCAAGCCAGAAGCCCACUAGUGGCAGCCCAGAAGCAGAACCCAGGGCCAAGAGCACUCUCCCCUUCCUGUGAUUCACAGCAACUGGUAUUCAGAAGCAUUGCUGCCUUCAACCACGAGGGCAAAGCAUAGCUGUCAUGGUUAAUAGCCAUCAAAUAGCCCUCUCCUCCUCCAUGAAUUUGUCCAGUCAUCUUUUAAAGCCAUCUAAGUUGGCAACCAUCAUUGCCUCCUGCGGGAGCUAGUUCCGCAGUUAAACUCUGUGCUGUGUGAAGAAAUCCUUUCUUUUGUCUGUCCUGAACCUUCUAGCAUUCAUCAUCGUUGGAUUCUUGCGACUUCUACUGUUACGAGGGAGGGUGAAGGCGACGGAGCAGAUCCAAGAGCAGGAAAAGCAAAUGUUGGAUUGACUAUUUGCAAGUUCUGCCCGAGUUGGCGUUCUUUUAAAAAAAUCCCAGAGAAGGGCAGGGCAGCCCUUUUCCCUAUUUCACUGCCUCCCAAAUUUGGAGGGGGUUUUUUUGGGGGGGGGGCAAGGGAGGCUGGGCUCUGGUUUCAGCUGGUAAGGAAGCAAAUGACAGGAAGGUGCUGUGUUGAGCUUGCCCCCCUUUCCCUCCCUCCCCGCCAAUACCUCCCUCCUCAUUUUUUUUUAACCGACAGAGGAACCUUUUACAAAAGGCUUAUUCUCUCGGGAACGGAGAGGCAGGAACGCAGCGUCUGUGAGUAAUUUCCUGCUCAAUAUGGCUGCCCUGACUCACUCCGUUCCCCUGGGGUCACUGCGGGUCUGUGGCGCUCCUGCUCUCUCGCUCUCUCCCCCUCCCUCCCCCCCCCCCCUCUGCUUGCCUACUUUUCUUCUCUCCCUUUGUGGCUAGAAUGAGCCACAGGGUUCUCUGCGUGUGUGUGUGUUUGUGUAUGUGUGUUAGUUUUUUCCUCCUCCCUAUUCCCCCCCCCUUUUCCUACUUCCAAACAAUAGCAAAAGGGCUUCAGUGAGAGCAGAUGUUGGUUUGGAAAAGCUGUGCCCGCCUGGGUGGGGUGUUGUUUGUGUUCUGGUUCUUUGGGGCACACAAGAGUCUGGUCCUUGCAAGCCAACCUGUUUUUCUUCAUUUUUUUCAAGAGGCAAUACCCAUUUUGAAUGCCACCAGCAAUCGGCCUGAAAUUUUAAAGCCUCGAGGGCCAGGAUGUUGGUGGUCAGGAGGGGACCAGCUUUCUUUGCACUACACAGAUUGUUACCAAAAAACCCCAGUGUGAAGCCCACAGACAGGACCUAGCACAAGAGGAGCUCUCCUCUCCUGCAGGUUCCAGCAGCUGGGUAUUUAGAAGUACUUCAGCCUCCAUCUGUGGAGGCAGAGUGUAGCCACUAUGGCCAGUAGCCAUUGAUAGCCCUCUCCUCCUCCAUCAAUUUGUCCAAUUCUCUUUUAAAGCCAACCAAGUUGGUGGUCAUCACAGUUCAAUUGCCAGCAUUUCCAAGAUGGGCUAGGCAGGUCACCUGCCUGGAGACCCAGCUUAGGCAAUAAUGAGCUAUACAGACCAAUGGUCCUGGCUUGGUAUGGAUAGGAUAGGAUAGGAUAGGAUAGGAUAGGAUAGGAGGAUCAUCUAUUCCGACCUCCUGCAGUGCAGGACUAUGCAGCUGUCCCUUAUGCAAGGCUGAUAACCUUGGUGUUAUCAGCACCACAUUCUAACCAACUGAGCUUCUUUUUUCCUAAGUUCAGGGACUUCCUACCGCCAAGGCAGAUGACCUGUGAACUGCGGUGUGGAAAGUAGGAGAAACCGCUGUUGCAACUUCAGCAUUUUCCCAAGUUCUUGAAGAUUAGGAGCUUGCAACAGUAAAGGUUUGCUCCAGUGCAAAGGCAUGCUCUUUUACUUUCCUUGAUUUUCCCCAUCCCACCUCCUCUCUUCGGAAAAUGCCAUGGCUGCAGUAAAAGGCAUAAUGCCCCUCAAUGGCCAUAGCUCAGUGAUUAAAGGACCUGCUUUGUAUGCAGAAAGUUCCAAAUUUAACCCUCACAGGCACCUGCAGGUAGGGCCAGGAGAGAGACCUUGUCUGAAACCCUGUGCCAGCCAGUGAAAAUGGUCCUGAGCUAGAUGAGACCUAGUGGUCUUGCUUCCUGUGGACGCGCUGCACUGUGCUGUCUCUUCAAAGAAGGAAACUUAGUACAGUCGUACCUUGGAAGUUGAACAGAAUCUGUUCUGGAAAUCAGUUUGACUUCCAAAAUGUUCAGAAACCAAAGCGUGGCUUCUGAUUGGCUGCAGGAAACUCCUUCAGCCAAUCGGAGGUCGUGGAAGCCCUGUCGGACGUUCGGCUUCCAAAAAUAGUUCACAAACUGGAACAGUCACUUUUGGGUUUGUGGCAUUUGGGAGCCAAAACAUUUGAGAACUAAGCUGUUCGAAAACCAAGGUGCGACAGUAUUUUAACCCACUGAGGGCUGAGCUCUUGACUGCUAUCAUGAGGAAUUCCAGCCAACAUUUUUGUUCUGGGAACUCAGGCACACAAGCCUGUCCUUCUGUAUGCAAGGGGGAAGUUUCCUGGGAAAUUUUUGGCCUAUCUUAUUUUUUCUGGCGCUCAUGUACGCUGACAGGAAGUGGAACUUAACAUCCAUUGCAGCUGUUGGGGGAGAACAGAGGAUAUUCUUUUUGUGGCUUCCUUUCUUUUUCCUUUUUACCCAGAGUGCUUCAGUGCUGAGGUCACCAGAUUCUAAACAUAUGACUGAGCUCUUUCUCUCCCUCCACUCCCAAACAUCCCUGUGUGCUCAUGAACACUCACCCACCCACAUCUUCUUAUAUACAUAAAAUGGUAAGGCUAUUGCCAUGUAGCCCCCAUUGGAAGGUUUGUAGUGCCUCAUCACAAUCCUGGAUUUGCAGUAAGGAACAACUCAACAGGCCACAAAAGUGAGCUUGCAUGGGAUGAGAAAGAAAAGCUUUUCUUUAGGAAUUCUUUAGCUGUGAUUCCUGCAUUGCAGGGGGUUGACGUAGAUGCCCAUUUGGGCCCUUUAUAGUUCUAUAUUUGAGGGGUUAAUGUGGAGGGAAUGGCCAAGGACUUGGCGAGCAGAGGAACCGCUAGUAUAUAUCUAUAGGCAUAGACAGGUGAACACACAGACACACACUGUGGGAUACUUUUUCACUUGUACAAACCUACCUGUAACAACAAACCGUUUGGGCUUCCUGCACUGGAAAAGUAAGUUCAGAAAUGCAGUCUGAUCCCCUCCUGCUUUUAGGGGAUAGCCGUGACUGUUUCGGCAGUUUUGGAUUUUGGAAGGGGGAGGGGGAGGAAGUGAGGUUUUCUUCUUCUUCAAAACACCCCUGCAUUGUCAAAAGUUCCUUAUUUUCCCAAGUUCCUUUUUUUGGCCUUGUGGUUGAUGAUGUCACUGAAUCUUCCCACAAGAAGUUUGCCUCCAUUCCCCCUGCCUUCCCUUGAGAGUAAGUUGCAUUCUCUGGGUGUGCCCAGAAUCUAUUUCUCUCUUCCGCCCCCACUUCCACUCCAGGCCCAAACUGAGUUCCCCCCACCCUUGUUUUCCCCUAACCUUAUCUGUGGAUUAUCUUGGUCUCUAGAAACUGCUGUAUUUUUUAAAAUAAUACUUUAUUGACUUAUACCUCACUCUUCCAUUAAAACAACAACCCACUAACAAUCAAAGCAAAACGUCUGUCAAACCAACAAUCGGUUGUUGUUGCCGUUGUUGCCCAGAACAUUAAACAGACACACAAUUUAAAAACAAAGCAAAAGCAUCCUAAAGCAGAUCAAAACAUUGCAAUCCAUUUUAGAAACAUUCCUAAAGCAAAUUACAAUUAAAACUAAAACAUUGUUAAAAACAUUAAGUUCAGCAACAAUGUUUUUAAAAUAUAUGAGUAGCAGAAAACCAUCUAGGGUGGUGGUUUGAUGACAAGAGAGUGAAAGGACGGCUGAAGGAGGAUAAGGAGAUUGUGGCAGCGAUGCUUUUGAAUCUCAGUCGCUGGCAGGCGCAGGAGGGGAGAGUGCUCUUAUGCUCAGAUCUUGCUUGGUUUCGCAGAAGAGGCAUCUGGUUGGCAACUGUGAGAACAGAUGCUGGACUAGAUGGGUCAGCAGGGCUCUUUUGAUGUUCUUAAAACAUUCUAAAAGCAAUUAUGAAUUAAAGAAAAAAUACAUCCAAUGAUAUUGGGAUUGUCAGGAGCAGUCUUUUUCAGCCAUCAGACGCCUGGGUAAACAGGAAUGUUUAAAAAUUUCUCUUGAAAGCAGAGGGAGACAGGAUGCACCUUGUUAGGGAAGGCAUUUUGCAGUGGGAGAGCAAACACCAAAAAGGCCCCAUCACAGGUCAGCAUCAGGUUUUGCUUCCAUUCUGCGUAGUAAAUUUAGGUGGCUAUAAAUGAUGGUGAUAAAUAAGGAGAAUAGAACAAUUGAAUCAUAGUGUAGUGUUUGGGUCCCUUCACUGCAGGGAGUAGGACUAGGGUCAUGAUGCCUGGGGUAAGGAGGAGGAUGCCUUUGUGCACAUGUCAGGAGGAGGAACAGCAGAGUCCAGUACUGGAGCCAUGCUAGAGGGGAAUGGUGUAAGCACCAGAGCUGCCCUGCCCUUGUAUUUCUGCAGAACAGAUUUCAUUGGCCUGGAUGAUGGCAUCCAGUGGGAAAUAAGGAGUGCAGAUCAAGUAGCUGUGUGGUUAAGGACAUUGGGGACAUCCUGUCCAGUGGUGGUCUGGAACGGGGUGUGCCAGUGCCUUGUGGUGAUGGCUUGUCUGUGUCUUGUCUUCCAGAUGAAGACAGGCCCAUUUGCUGAGCACUCCAACCAGCUGUGGAACAUUAGCGCUGUCCCUUCAUGGGCGAAGGUCAACCAAGGCCUCAUUCGCAUGUACAAAGCAGAGGUAAGGUCAAAGCAGAGGGAGGUGGGCCUGGAGCAAAACCUCUCUCCAGCUCAAGUUGUGGGGUGGGUGGGUGUUGAAAGAGGCCCCAGCCAAAUGUUCUCUUUGUCUUCUUCCCAGUGCCUGGAGAAGUUCCCUGUGAUCCAGCACUUCAAGUUCGGCAGCCUCCUCUCCAUUCAGCCUGUUGCAUCUUAAGGAGGUUUUGGAGGGUAUUCUUUCCCCCAUUUCUGGAAAAAAAGAGAGGGGGUCAGAAAACACUGGAGAGAGCAGAGUGAAGGGCCAGAGCUCUGCCCAUUCAGCCCCACCCCCGGCCCUCAGGCAAUGCAGUCCAUUCAUUUCCGCGGAUUAUUUUUUUCCAACUUUUGGGGAUGUGGGACAAACCACCAGGAAGAUUUUCUGACUCUCUUAAAGACCCCUCCCCCUGCAUUUUGAAGAAGGGAAAACCCGCCUUGGAAUGUGAUCCCAUGACUUUUAACACUGGACCACAACAGUAUGUGCCCUCUCUUUCGCUCUCCCUCCCCCUGCACAGGACUAUCCUUUGCGCCCAUUGCUUUUGUUCUAUUUUAUAUCUAUAUUUUUAAAAGCUUGCUGUAUUUCAGUCUAGGGAAUCCAGUCUGAUAUCAUCCUGAGGGGCUCCACAUUUCCUAUCUGAGGCCUCCCUAAAUGUUUUUAUUCCUGGUUGCAAAAGUGUAAGAGGGCAUCUGUGUUCUCCCCUCCCUCCCCCCCCCCCGUCAUCUUAGUUAUGGGUCCUGUCUACAUCAUCAAAACCUGUCUCUAACCUACUUGAGCUGUGACUUGGCUCCUUCGCAGAGAAACUAGGGGCUAGUAGUUUAGGGAGGAAAUGGGGUGCUCUCCCUCCCAUUUCCAGUACUGUUGCCAAACUAAAUGUGUUAUGCUUUUGGAGAGAGGCAGGACCAUCAGUUCAGCUUCAAGCUGGUUCAGAUGCAUCCCAUUUCAUGAUCCCCUUGGAGGCAACAUGUUGUCAAGUGCUCCCUCCCUCAGGUUCCUCGCAAACAGGUUCACAGAACAUUUUUGCAGGCACCAACUAAAAAAAAAAACUACCCUCCAUCCACAUACAAAGAGGGUUUGUCUGUCGGGGGGGUUGCUGCAAAGCUUUUGGGUGAUCUUUGCAAUAAAAAAUAAAAAUUCAGAGAGGUGUUCAAGAACGUGGCUGUAUGCUCCCCUUGCAAGGUCUGCUGGGCUGCUUCAGAAAGACCUGGGCUUUACUUCAUUCAACCCAGGCAGCACUCAGGGCUUUUUGCUACACUUGGCAGGGCUCUUAACAAUUUGAUUGAGUGCUGCCUGGGUCCUGUACAGCCUUGAGUCCUACACCGUGCAAAGUUUUGUGCAGGUGAUAAUUAAUUUUGGCUUGUAUUUUUACAGAGGGUUGCUUGAGAGCUCCUUUUCCUAGGAGCUAGUGGAAGAACUGAGAGCCAAAGGUUUGCUAGGCUGAGCAAAACUGGUUUGAGCUCACUGGGAACUGUCCCAACUCUAAACUAGGCAAAAGACCUUGCCGUGCCCUGCCUUGGUGUUAAUUCUUUGCUUCUUUCAACCACAGGAUCACCCUUCCCCACUGCUAAUUACUAAAUUCUGAUGGUAGGUUAUUUUUUAUUUUACACGUUGGAGAUAGCCUUUAAAAAUAAUUUUCAGCAUUGCCAAAAAUUGCCUUUAUUGUCCCCUUUUCCAAUGGCUGGACUUCUUUUGGCUGGCGGGUUCAUGAGUGUGGACCUUUGGGUGUUCAGAGGUGGCUCCACCUUGGCUGAACACUACCUCUGCUCUAGACCUUGUUCUAAUCUCGGCACUCUUGACUGGUUCCAAGGGAAUGGAGCAUUUUGAAGGUCUCCCUUAUUUCUUUUCUUUUGGAGUCUUGUGUGCAAGUUCAUGUUUAAACAGACCCCAAAAAAGGAGGGUUCAGCCACUUUGUGUGGACUGCACACACUACUCUUAUCCUGCUGUGAGUUUGCAGCCUCUUUAACUCUUGGUGUGGAGCUUUGUGAGAGAGAUGUGCAACCCUUCAUACGUUGUUUUACUCCCAACUUCCAUCAGCACCAGCUGCGAGUCCUAACAACAUUGGGAGGGCUAACAACAUUGGGAGGGUCCCGCCCCUGAUCUAAGUGGUAGGCAUGAGAAGGAAGGUGCAUAAAUGCAGGGGUUGCACCCCCCUCCCAUUUGCAUAUCCUACGUGGAAAAACCAGCACAAAAUCAUUAUAUGUGUAAUAGCUGGAGAUGAGCUUUCUUUUGACCCAUCCAGUUAAAAACCACACCCCUUUUCCACAUUUAACCCUCCACACACUUAGUUGGAGAUAGACAACUUAAAGAAGUUUGGAGUUGGCUUGAGAGAGAGUGGUUUCACAUUUCAGGGACUGAAGCAUUAAUGUUUCAUUUUGCUCUUGCCUCUGGGUGAAACAGGCUUGGCAGGUUUUGGAACUAAAAGCUUGGCAAACCUGUUUAUCGAAGAUGUGUCUGCCAGGGCAGCGGGCUCCCUUGGCCAGCUUGAAAAUUGGAACAGGAUACCUCCCUGUUAAUGUAUACACACCAUCCUUUGAGAAGGCCUAAUUUUGGCACUCAUUGAAUGCAUCAACCAUUAGUGGUGUAACAGCUGCCUCCUCUUUCGUCUUUUGCAAAAACCUGGGUCCUUCAUUGUAGCUCAACUCCUCCCAUGGACCACCCACCCUCCUGUUCCUUGGGCAUGGUUUCUGUCGCCUCUGCUGACUGUUGCAAACACCCCCCACCCAAGAAGCGCAUGUAACUCCCCUUGGCCUAGAAUCACCACCUGACAAGGCUCUCUGUGCAUGGCACUCUUUCCUGACUCCUCUGGUUUCCUCUAGCAUUGUGGUUUGAAUUAAAAAGAAGAAAAAGUUUCAUGUUUUGCAUCUAAUGGCUGUCGUGGUUUGUUCGGCGUGAGGGGUUGGUACAGUCGUAUGGAAGGGGAUGGGGCAGAAUUUUUUUUCUGGCAGCACUGAAAGCCCUGGGUUCAAUCCCUGACAUUUGGACCAGCCCAAGACAUUCUGCUGCUUGAGGCAAAACACAAAAUGCUGCUCCCCUGUCACUGCCUCCUUCUCUGCCCCCAUUGCUGCUACUGGUGCCUCAUCCUCUGCUGCCACCUGAGGCAGCUGAAGGUGGCCUGGGGAAGCCUUGGUGCAUUGAAGGGGAUGGUGAUGAGUGACAAGUAAAGGAGGCAUCAAGUACUGUGCUCCUUGGGAGCCCAGAUCUGCUGCUCCUCCCAAAUGCAGUUGCCUUACUCUGGAUAGAGGGUGGGUUGGCCCUGCAUGACAUCUCUAGGUAGGUUUGGGUGACACCCCUGACCCUGAAAUCCUGGAGAGCUGCUGCCAGUAUGUGUAGACAGUACUGAGCUAGAUGGACCAAUGGUCUGACUCUGUAUAAGGCAGCACCCUAAUGCUCCUAUUUAAUCUGGCCUUUUAUUCAGAACUAUUAGGACUAGUUUAUUACUUUAUUUAAAAGGAAGGGCCAUAGCUUAGAUGUAGGACACCUGCUUUGCUUGCAGAAAAUCCCAGGUUUGAUUGUGACCUGAAUCUUCAACUGCCAGUCAGUGUUGACAGUACUGAGCUAGUUCUGAUUCAGUAUAAGGCAGGUUCCAAUGUUCCCAAGAAGGGCUGUAGUUUAAUGGCAGAGCAUCUGCUUUGCUUGUGGAAGCUUGCGGGUUCAGUCCCAGACAGCAUCUCCAGGUAUGGCUGGGAAUGUUCCCUCCUUGAAACCCUAGAGAGCUGCUGCUGGUUUGUGUAGAUAGUACUGAGCUAGAUGACCAAUGUUCCCAUUAUCCCAUUAAAUUCAGCCCUUUAUUCAGAACCUUGAGGACUAGAAUUUUACCUUUAUGGCAGUGGUUUUCAACCAGUGUACCGUGGCACCCUGGGGUGCCUUGAAUGAUGGAGUGCCGUGGGCAACACAGGUCCUUGUCCCUUUUUCCUUCCCUCUCUGCUUUGAUGCCCUCUCACAUCUCUGCCUCCCAAAGGCUUGCACAGCUGUUUGUUGCAGCAGCCCUGGCUACAAGCUCUCCAGGUGAAUGGUGCCUCUGGGGCUGGCCAGGGGGUGCUAGCUGCCAGGAGCUGAGGCAGCCUCAGAGUAAGCAAGCAAGUGGGCGAGGGAGCCCAGCCAGCCAGUCUGCCAGCCCUUGCUAUUGGGAGUGGACAGAGGGUCCCAGGCCCCUGUGGGACAGUGUGAGGUGGCACCUCUCUUUGGGGCAGGGGCGGGGGCAGCUCAGAGACCAGGGAGAGGGGAGAGGAGAGGAAGCUGAAGGAACACUCUACAAGGGAGGGUGUUCGUAAAAGGGUAAGAGGCUGCCAGUUCUACAGGCAAGGGGUGACACAACGGGGCUCCUGAGCCCCACAGGAGUGUCACAGAAAUAACAUAGUUGGUCAAGGGAGCCAUGGACUCGAAAAGGUUGAAAACCUGCUUUAGGGGAUGCAAAAGGCUGCAGGUUCAAUCCUCAGCAUUGCCAGGUUUGCCUGGGAAUAAAACCUCAAACCCAGUUUGAUCUGCUCCAAAAACAGAUCAAAGCAGAUUACCUUUAACCCAUCUCAAACUUGAGGCUCCACCCAUUUCCCCCUCUGCCCGUGCCCACUACUGCAGUGCGGGCCCUGGGAUUGAAAGAAAGUCCCCCAGCCUAGUUUAAUGGAAUGUUAAUCCUGUAACGGACCUUCAUGUACUCACCAUAGAAUAGUUGCAAACCAGAACACAUUCUGAGGACCAGUCCCUGCCCUGAAACGCUUACAAGCUAAAAAUAAGCCCUCUCUAUGCCUUAAAACAGAAGAUCUGCAAAGCGAGGGCAUGGCAGGGAAGUGUGUGUUGGGGAAGGCUGAGCUCUGCCUGUCUUCCUACAGUUUGCCCUGUCAGGCCUUAUUUCCUUGUUUGUUUGUUGAAUUUAUAGCCCACCUUUUUAUCCAAGGAGCUCAAGGUGCUAUACAUGCUUCUCUCCCUCCUCAUUUAAUUCCUAACAACAUUGAUAGGUAGGUUAUAGGCUGAGAGGCAGUGUUUGGCCCAAGGUCACCUAGUGAGUUUCAUGGCAGCGGGGUGGGGGCUGAACCUGGUCUCCUUGGUCCUAGUCUGACACUUUUAACACAGCCUUUCUCAACCUUUGGUCCCCAUAUGUUGUUGUACUACAGCUCCCAACAUCCCUAGCUAGCAGGACCAGUGGGAAGGGAUGAUGAGAAUUGUAGUCCAACAUCACCUGGGGACCCAAGGUUGAGAAAGGCUCCUCUAACCACUGUACCACACUGGCUCUUUUCUGCCUGCUGCUAUGCUCAGCCUCCAUUGUGGGUGGCAGCGAUGCUUCUGAAUACCAGCUACUGGAAACCUUAGGAGGGGAGAGUGCUGUUGUGCUUGGCCACUGUGGGAACAGGAUUCUGGACUAGAUGUGCCACUGACCUCAUUCAUAGUCUGCCUCUGCUGUUGGAGGCAGUAAUGUAUCUGAAUACCAGUUUCUGCAAAUCACAAGUGGGGAGUGUUCUCAAAUCCUGUUUUUGGACCUUCCUGUUGAGGCAUCUGGGUGGCCACUGAGAAGAGGGCUAGAUGGACCAUUGGCCUGACCUAGCAGGGCUCUUCUUAUGUUACUAUGUUUGAAGCAAUUAAACUACUAAAUGUAACAGCUCUAGAUAAAACUGUAUGCAACAGUUGCAUAGUCUUUUUAACAUUCCUCUGGGGUUGAUUUACCGUAAUUAAAACUGAAAUUUCAACAGGAAUUUGAUCCAAAGGAGUGUGUUGCAAAACAUUUAGAAGACUUUUGGAAGAAUUGUUUACUUUUUCAAGCCCUUCAGUCAAGCGUUCCAAGUUGGUUUCAUCAGUCAUCGCUAUCAGGAGGCUAUCAGGGAAGAAACUCUCUGAAGGUUGCAAUCUUAGGUCUGCUUACUCAGGAGUAAAUCCUAUUUAUCUGGAGCUUUCUUCUGUGCAAAAACCCACAUUGACCUUUUGAGCUGCAAAUGAGUCAAAUCCAAAUUGCAUUUUCCACUGUUUGUGGUGCUGGUCAUUGCUUUGGCUUUAAGGAGCAAACUGGUUUUUUUUUUUUUUUUUAAUGAACUGUUCAAAACAAGAAGACCCCAUAAAGUAGGGAUUUAUUUCCUGGUCAAACUACAGGGAGGAACUAAUGCAUAUGGGAUUUUUACAAACAGAAAACAGAAAGUGCUAGAUAGCCUAUUUUCCUAGUAAAAUAAAGCAUGAUGCCGUAUUUAUGAACCCACACUCCUAGAUGCCACCUGGCUUCUGCCCUCCUCAAGGCUGGCUUAAGAGCAUGGACAGGCAACAGAACCUCUAUAAUAGCUCAGUAUCCACAGUAUCCAGGUUCAAUCCCCAGUGGCAUAUACAGGUAGGUAUGGGAAUAUUCCCUGCCUGAGAGCCUGGAGAGCUGCUGCAAAUCAGUAUAGACAGUACCGAACUAAAAGGACCAAUCGUCUCUAACCCUAAGUAGGACAGCUUCCCAUGUUCUCAUUUAAUCCAGCCCUCCUGAAUAAUGAUGACUAGAACCUUUAUUUUUAGGGGAAGGGCUGUAGCUCAUGCUUUGCCUAUAGAAGGACCCUUGCUAAUUCAUCUGGGUGUCAUGGGCUACCAUUUUUCUGCUUUCCGGGUUGCGUGGAAGACAUCUAAGCCACUUCUUAGUCUCCUGUUUUAAGGCAAGGGUGGAAAAAACAGUCAAUUUCUUUGCAAUCCUUUUAAAGCAAUCAAAGUAAUCGGGUGCCAAAGGUCACCUUUCUAGACCACAUGGAACAGCCUUAAUCAUUAGAUGUAGCUAUCAGGAAUUACUAGCUACAGUGGAAUCAGCUGAGCAGCUCAUCAUGCCAUUGGCCAGGAAAACCCAAUGCCUUCAUCCUAUGUGUAUCCAGGAGGGUGAAAACACACUCUUUGCAUGCUCAGAUGUCUGUUCCUACUGUUAUUAAUUUGCAAAUCCUUGUAGCUUGGGGGGCUGAAAGCAGAGGUUGACCUUGUGCUCCCAAACAAAUCACACACACCCCGUUUAAUUUUUUUUCUUCCAAGGAUGAGUUCAUUUUAUCUAGCUAAUUCAAUCACUGUUCUUUGAGAGAGAUGCCUGAGAGCAGUGUUUGGAAACCAGGAACAAAAAUCAAGAAAGCGGUAAGCCAAUAUGAGGGAAAGAUGCUGGGGAGAGGGCAAAAUUUGCCUGUCACCUCCCUUGCAGCCUGAGUGUUACUGACAUCAUGAUUAAUUUAUCAGGUGCUUAUGAAUAUGCAUAUAAGGCUGGGUUUGGGCUUUCAGGAGAGAGAGAGACUGACUCUUGUCAAGAAGCAAACUCUGUUCCUGCACAGCCUGCACCACUGUGCACGUCUGUACCCAUUUGUCUGUGUUAUUUAAAAAUAAAAUAAAUGGAUUUCACUGCUG
Molecule: messenger RNA, 28129 nt
Organism: Podarcis lilfordi (Lilford's wall lizard)
Lineage: Eukaryota; Metazoa; Chordata; Lepidosauria; Squamata; Lacertidae
Source: the annotation of a GenBank genome assembly